UUUUAGCCCCAUGUCUCUUAUUCCUAGCAGGAUCUCCUCCACUAGCAGGCUUUUUCAGAGAGAUUGGAAAGCUUAAUCGUAAAAGUAAACCUGGAAAAAGCACCGGAUUAAACCAUUUAUCCUUCUUAUUCUAGUUUUGAAAGAUUCCUUCAUCUUGCUCUGGCUAACCACUUUGUGCUUGUUUUGCUGAGUUCGAUGUAAAUUUUGAAUGGUGAAGGGCCCUAUUUUUUAUUUGCAUUUUCACAGGGAUUUCUCUAGCUACUGUAUCGGGCUGAUGUUGUCACUCAUUAGAUGGCCAUGGAGAGCAUGCUAUUUUGUUAACACGUGUCCAUGUUGAUUUAUUGCUGGAUAAUUUCGGAACUUAACCUGACAGGUUUUGUCGUGGGCUACCCUUUCGACAGACAAAAAAGUUCCCCAGGAGCUGUACAAGUGAAGCUUUUCAUCGAUGAUCUUUGUAAAACCGGGAAAUUUGAAGAGUUAAAGUAUACCUUUUGGGACGAGUGCUUUACAUCGAAGAAUGUCGAUUUCCUCUUGAAACCUUUGAACUUGCAUCCAGUGCUGUCGAAGACAAUAAUUGACAAAUUUGCUGCUGUAGGAAUACUCCAGGUAUGAAGAACCUUCCAAUAUGAGACGUUUAUUUCACCAUUUGUUCUGCAAAUUUUGUUUU
Molecule: messenger RNA, 667 nt
Organism: Olea europaea var. sylvestris
Lineage: Eukaryota; Viridiplantae; Streptophyta; Magnoliopsida; Lamiales; Oleaceae
Exons: 4
Coding region: 331-612 (93 amino acids)
Biological process (GO): rRNA 5'-end processing
Source: RefSeq, a predicted model, not a curated record